UCCUUUGCCAAAAAAAAAAGACACACAUACACACACAACCAAAAAACAUUCCACAUUCCAAAUAAACAUCAUUUCCUAAAACAAAUUCAUCCUCCCAAAUCUCAAAAACACAACCACCAAAAAAUGGGGAAAAACAAUCUGAGCGACGAACAAGUCUCCGCCAUGAAAGAAGCAUUCACCCUUUUCGACACAGAUGGCGACGGAAAGAUCGCACCAUCCGAGCUCGGAAUCCUAAUGAGAUCUCUUGGUGGCAAUCCAACACAAGCCCAAUUGAAAUCAAUAAUCGCUGAAGAAAAACUAACAUCCCCUUUUGAUUUCAACAGGUUUACUGAUUUAAUGGGCAAACAUUUGAAACCCGAACCGUUUGACAGACAACUUCGUGAUGCGUUUAAGGUUAUUGACAAAGAUGGGACAGGGUAUGUUGUUGUUGCUGAUCUUAAACAUAUUUUGACUAGUAUUGGUGAGAAAUUGGAGCCUGCUGAAUUUGAUGAGUGGAUCCGUGAAAUUGAUGUUGGAUCUGAUGGUAAGAUUAAGUAUGAGGAUUUCAUUGCUCGUAUGGUUGCCAAAUGAUUUCGACGGAGGUGCUAAUGGACUGUGCGCUUCCCACUUCCUCUUUUCUUUAAUUAGAAGUAAUAUUUUCAUGUGGUAAUCUUUAUUAAUCUGGAUUUGAAGUUUUCUGCUUGCUAGUUUCAGCUAUUUGUACUCUGGGAAUGCUAAAAGAACCCAUAAUUUGUGUGUUCAUUUCUCUCUUUUUGUUUCUUUUUUCCAAACAGGCUUCUUGUGAAUAACUUUGAUUAAAUGCUCUGAUGUAAUACAUUGGUUUAUGUCAAUUAAUUUCCUUUAA
Erigeron canadensis is the source of this 844-nucleotide messenger RNA. Its product is annotated as probable calcium-binding protein CML13. NCBI's taxonomy places the organism in Eukaryota, Viridiplantae, Streptophyta, Magnoliopsida, Asterales, Asteraceae. Gene Ontology annotation, molecular function: calcium ion binding. Bases 124 to 570 code for a protein of 148 amino acids. The record is from RefSeq and is a predicted model, not a curated record. The transcript is spliced from 2 exons. Gene Ontology annotation, cellular component: myosin II complex.